AUUACGUUUCCCGCUGAAUGGCUUUUUUGGUGUGGUUUGCGUUAAUUGACUUUUAGCACUGAUUUAUUUAUCAUAACAGGAGGUGAAAUGUUAGUGAUACUUCAUGAAUAUUGAUCAUCUAAUGGAAGAUGUUAUAAAUAUUUGACAUAACUCUGUUUAUACGAUUUGUCUAUGGUGGAAAACUGUGAAAUAUUUCUUCUGAAUUAAUGGCAACAUUUGUUUCCAUCAUUGCCUGGAAUAUUUGCUAAAGUAUUUCACAUUCUGUUUGGAGCGGGAGAUAUCUGCAAAGGUGUUUGUAUCAUCUUCAGAUAUUGAUGAAGAUCAGAACUGCUGGAAAUAUAAGCAAUAGAAAUAUAUAAAAAAGGAAGCAAAAUUAUAUUUUGUGCUUGUAUACUAUAGAACAAUAAUGAAUCCUCAAGAGAUGGCAAAAGAAAGAGAAAAAUUAUCACACCAAUGUGAUAUGUGUAAAAAAACUUUUUCUAAUAAGGGAAAUCUCACUGUUCACAAAUUCAUUCAUGCAGGUAGGAAACCAUAUCACUGUGAUGUCUGUGGUAAAUCAUUCUCUCAGAAAAGUAACCUUACCUCUCACAAAUCCAUUCAUACAGGAGAGAAACCAUAUCAGUGUGAUAUCUGUGGUAAAUCAUUCUCUCAAAGGAGUGGCCUUUCUUAUCACAAAUCUGUUCAUACAGGUGAGAAACCAUAUCACUGUGAUAUUUGUGGUAAAUAAUUCUCUCAAAAAAGUCACCUUACCUAUCACAAAUCCAUUCAUACAGGAGAGAACCCACAUGACUGUGAUAUAUCUCAGAAGAUAGGCCUUACUAAACACAAAUACAUUCAUACAGGUGAGAAACCAUAUCACUGUGAUGUCUGUGGAAAAUCAUUCUCCC
Molecule: messenger RNA, 887 nt
Organism: Octopus sinensis (East Asian common octopus)
Lineage: Eukaryota; Metazoa; Mollusca; Cephalopoda; Octopoda; Octopodidae
Product: zinc finger protein 32-like
Exons: 3
Coding region: 407-727 (106 amino acids)
Source: RefSeq, a predicted model, not a curated record